AUGUCGUCCACCAGCAACGCCUCCAUUGACAAGUUCAACGGAGAGAAUUACGCAACGUGGAGCCGGUACAUGCGCAGUGUGUUUUUGACGAAGUCCGUCUGGCACGUCGUCAACCGUGAAGUGACUCCGACUUUCACCGACCCGCGAGCGUCCGAUGACUACGUCAAGGCAAGCAACGUCGCGUUUGGUAUGAUGCUGCUGCACAUGAACGCGGACUACCAUCAUGUGCUGGACAACUGCGAGGAAGCCUGGGUUGCGUGGACAAGUCUGAAGACGCUGUACGGUGGGUCGCAGAAGGCAGGACGCAUCUACCUCAAGCGACAACUUUUCAGCAUCAAGAUGGCUGAAGGCGCGAACGUCAUGCAUCACUGCAACGAGGUCCUCAACAUCUCCGCCAAGCUUAGCGGCAUCGGUGCGAAGAUGGAAGACGAAGACGUUGCAAUUUGUCUGCUACUCAGUCUUCCGAAGAGCUACGAAAAUGUGGUGCUCAACAUGGAAAUGAGCAGCACCGAGCUUCGCACUCAAGAUGUGGUGAGAGUCCUGACGAAUGAGCAUGCCAAGCGUCAAGGAGAAAAAGGGACAACGACAGCGACUACGGUGAAGGCUGAAGAUGCAAGCAAGGCAUUCAGCGCCGAGCGUGAGCCCUACCAAUGCACGUAUUGUGGCAAGGUGGGACACACGGUGGAUCGUUGCUGGACAAAACAGAAGAACGAAGGCAAUGGCUACGAUCGAGUGGCGUUUGCAGUCUCGUUCGAAUGUGGAGUUUCGACGAGCAAGGACGUGUCUGGAAUGUGGGCCGUCGACAGUGGUGCAACGCACCACAUUUGCCACGACAAGACCAAGUUCGCAAGUUUGGCAGAGCGCAAUGAGGGCGAACUCUUGGUGGCUGAUGGCAACAAGGUGGCCAUCAAGGGUGUGGGAACCAUAAUGGAAAAGGUGGUUCUGCCCAACGGUGAAGAGCGUGAGAUCGAAAUCAAGAACGCGCUAUAUGUUCCAAGUAUGAGCAAGAACCUGCUCUCGGUACCACAGAUUAACAGCCAUGGCAAGUUUCAAGUCGUGUUUGACGGGUCCAAGAUGUAUGUAUUGAGGGUUACCGGUACAAUCCGAACCUAG
Peronospora matthiolae is the source of this 1113-nucleotide messenger RNA. NCBI's taxonomy places the organism in Eukaryota, Oomycota, Peronosporomycetes, Peronosporales, Peronosporaceae. The record is from the annotation of a GenBank genome assembly.